CACUGCGUUGACGUUGUCCACGUCGCCGGCCGCCGGCCCUUUGGCCAGAACAUUGUCAGCAUCUACGCCGACGGGCACCUGCGGAAGACGGCGCAGCUCCGUUUCCCCUCCCUCCAUGAGUCCUUCACCUCCUGCUGCAUCGGUUCCACACCCCCCCCGGCCACCACCACCAGUCACCCACCAGCAUCCCAUGGGCCAGAGCUGCUCUUCCCUUCACGCCCUGCGCUCGGCCGCUCCCAAUCGGUCCCCGCUGCCCUGGGCCCCCACUCUUGGACCCCUACUCAGCCCCCCACAGAAGGAGUGGUGGCCACCACAGCAGCCGGCAGCCAGGACACCGAGUGGGGCAGCCCCACCUCCCUUGAGGGUCACCUGGGCUCCGUGGCAAUCUUCUGUGAGGCCCUGCAGCAAACACAGGUCAAGGCGCUCUUCUGUGCAGGACCAAACGUCACAUCACCGUUUACACUGGAAGGUGACUUGGUGGAGCUGGGCAGCAAGCUCUUGCUGUACUACACCCCACAGGCCUGCAGGAACAACAUCUGCCUGGACCUCUCUCCCAGCCACGGCUUGGACGGGAGGCUGACGGGACACAAGGUGGUCAACUGGGACAUCAAGGACGUGGUCAACUGCGUGGGUGGGAUGGGCGUGCUGCUGCCCCUGCUCGAGCAAGUGGUGUCCAAGAAGGAGGAGCCCGAGGAUGAGCAGGAGACCAAUGACCUGGUGGGACCAGAGCUGACGUCCUCCAGGAACGCCCAAGGCAUGCUCAUCCCUCUGGGAAGGUCCUCAGAGAGCAGGCUGGAGAGGAACAGCGUGGCUGCCUUCCUGCUGCUGGUGAAGAACUUCAUCCAGAACCACCCGGUGAACCAGGAGAGCCUGGUGCAGUGCCACGGGCCAGCCAUCAUCGGGGUGCUCCUUCAAAAGGUCUCUGGUCCACUGCUGGACAUGAGCACGUUGAUGGCCUCGCAGAUCCUCAUGGAGCAAGUGGCCUCUGAGGGCAGCGGGCUCCUCCUCCACCUACUCUACCAGCAUCUCCUCUUCGACUUCCGCAUCUGGAGCAACAGCGACUUUGCCGUCCGCUUAGGUCACAUCCAGUAUCUGGCCAACGUCGUCAAGGACCACAAGCAGCGCAUCCGCAAGAAGUAUGGGGUGCAGUACGUCCUGGACUCCAUCCGGACGUACUACGGCACUUCCAGGGAGAAGACCACAACCACCGACGACAUCAAGACAGUGCAAACGUCCCUCUUUAGCUUGGUGAAGGACUUCUUCUGCAGGAGCUUCUCCGGGGAGGAGAUGCACAACUUGCUGAGCUACGUGGCUGGGGCACAGGAAGAGCAGCAGGUCUGCGGGGCGCUGGAGGUGAUCCACAGCCUGCUGAAGGGUUCGCCUGCCCAGGAGCAGCUCUUCGCCUUCCUUUUUGAGCCAGGCCAUGUGGAGGUCCUCUUCUCGCUGCUGGUGCAGAAGAAGUUCUCGGAUGAAGUGCGGGAGAGGGUCUUCAAGGUUCUCUACAAGAUGCUGAAGUACGAGAAGGUCCCUGAGCGCAGCAAGAACCGCCUGAAGCUGAAGGACAUCGGGUACCAGGGGCUCAUCGCCUUCCUCAGUGAUGUCCCCAGCUCCAUGCUGCUCUUCCGCUGCCUCUCGGAGCAGGUCCUCGGGGCAGAUCCCCCCAACUACAAGGACCUGGUGGCCGUGGUUUACCUGUCCCACCGGGCUGAGCUGACCGUCCGGCUCGACAUCUGCCGCAAGCUCUUCCACUUGAUCUACGCGCAGCAGGACAUGGUGAAGCAGCUGGCGAGGUUGGCCGGCUGGCAGGACACCCUCACCAAGCUCUACAUCAAGGAGUCCUACGAGACUUUUUGCAACGCGAGCAGCGGGGGCUGCCUGGAGCUCCACCGCCUCUCGGACCCCAUUGGCAAAGAGGGGACGAGCCCACCGCUGGCUGAACUCCGCAUCAAGUCCUUCCACUCCUACAACUUCAAGUCUUUUGACUCCUCUGACCGGGCCAGCCGCUCGUCUUCCAACCCCGGUGAUGGUCCUCCCUUUGAUGGUGUCUACCACCCGCUCUCGCCCUUCUCCACCUCACCCUUUGACCUGGGACUCGACCUGGCCAGCACCAGCUCCAUCGCCACGGCCGAGAGCGGCACACAGACCCCAGCCAGCGGCCCAGGCACCCCCUCACCCUUGGAGAGCUUCAAGCCCUUCCCCGGGAUGCGAGCACGCAAGAGCUCCAGCCUCUCCAAUGUCCUGGAUGAGAACAGCUACCAAGAUGCACUGCCCAGUGACAACAUCUCCAACACCAGCAACCCCCAGCAAACGCCCGAGGAGGAGCUGUGCAACCUCUUGACCAACAUCGUCUUCUCGGUGACCUGGCGUGGGGUGGAGGGCUGGGACGACAUGGCAUGGAGAGAGCGUGGACAGGUCUUCUCUGUCCUCACCAAGCUGGGGACGGCGGGCGAGCUGGUGCGGCCCCCCGAUGAGAUCAAGCGCAGCCUCCUGGAGAUGAUGCUGGAGUCAGCAUUGACGGACCUGAAGGAGUCGGGACCAGCUGCCUCACCUGGUCUCACCCACAAUGCCCUCAAGCUGCUGCGAUUGCUCCAGGACUUCUUGUUCUCCGAGGGACACAACAACCAGGCCCUGUGGAGUGAGAAGAUCUACGAGGGGGUGAGCAGUCUGCUGGACAAACUGGGCGUCUGGUACCACCUGGCCAACGGCACCUCCGACCUCAAGGAGAUGGCCCAAACGGGUCUACGCAUCCUCGUGGGCUACAUCAUGCUGCAGGACCCCCAGCUGCAUUCACUGGCCUAUGUGAAGCUGCACAGCCUGCUGCAGACUGCCUCAGCCCCCAAAAAGGAUGAGGCUUGCUACCUGCUGGGCAAGCUGGAGACCCCACUGCGACGCUCGCUGGACACCAAAUCGGAGACCUUCUCCUGGUUGGUCCCCAUUGUCCGGACACUCAUGGAUCAGUGCUAUGAGACCCUGCAGCUGCAGCUCUUCCUGCCCUCGCUGCCCCCCACCAACGGCAGCCCCACUUUCUAUGAGGACUUCCAGCUCUUCUGCACUACCCCGGAGUGGAGGGGCUUCAUCGAGAAGCACGUGCAGCCCACCAUGGCCCAGUUUGAGAUGGACACCUUCGCCAAGAGCCACGACCACAUGUCCAAUUUCUGGAACGCCUGCUACGAUGCCAUGAUGAGCAGCUCCCAGCGGCGGGAACAGGAGAAGGCAGCCAGCCGCAAGAUGUUCCAGGAGCUGGUGCUGGAGCCAGUGGCAAAGCGCGCCAAGGCGGAGAACACCCGGCACGCCAACGUGCUUAAGCAGGCCAACAACCACCACAGCACCGUGCUCAAGCAGUGGCGGUCCCUGUGCCGCCUCCUCACCUCGCCCCGCUCCGCCUGGGCUGACCGGAACCCAGCAGAAGUUCGCUGGAAGCUGUCAAGUGCCGAAACCUACUCCCGGAUGAGGCUGAAGUUGGUACCCAACCUGAAUUUUGACCAACAUUUGGAGGCCAGCGCCCUACGGGACAACCUGGGAGCCGACCACCUCCACAACCCCACCGAGUCUCUCCCACUUGCCAUGGCCAAGGAGGCCAAGGUGAGCGAGCUGGAAGAUGACCAACUGGCCGAGGAGGACCUCCCUGUACUGGACAACCAGGCUGAGCCCAAGGAGCAGAACCAGCGGGAGAAGCUGGUGGUUUCGGAGGACUGCGAGCUCAUCACGACGGUGGCCGUCGUCCCCGGCCGCCUGGAGGUGACAACCCAGCACGUCUACUUCUAUGAUGGCAGCAGCGAGAAGGAGGAGACGGAAGGAGGGAUUGGCUACGACUUCAAGCGCCCCUUGUCCCACCUGCGCGAGGUUCACCUGCGCCGCUACAACCUGCGCCGCUCCGCGCUCGAGCUCUUCUUCAUCGACCAGGCCAACUACUUCCUCAACUUCAAGAAAAAGGUGGGGGCACCCCUUCCCUGCAACCCCGAGCCCCCAAAGGUGAGGAACAAGGUCUACUCCUGCAUCCUCAGCCUGCGUCCCCCCAGCCAGAUCUACUUCGGCAGUCGAUCGCCCCAGGAGCUGCUGAAAGCCUCAGGGCUCACCCAG
Messenger RNA from Mesitornis unicolor (brown roatelo), 4080 nucleotides. RefSeq names its product neurobeachin-like protein 2. Gene Ontology annotation, biological process: intracellular protein localization. NCBI's taxonomy places the organism in Eukaryota, Metazoa, Chordata, Aves, Mesitornithiformes, Mesitornithidae. The record is from RefSeq and is a predicted model, not a curated record. Gene Ontology annotation, cellular component: membrane; cytosol. Gene Ontology annotation, molecular function: protein kinase binding.